GCCCGGGAGGAGCGGCUGGGGGGCGGAAGUGCCGGGCGGCAGCCUCCCGAAGCCAGCAAACCGGCGGCGGCAGGGCCGCUCCUCCUCCUCCUCCUUCCCGUGGCCCUGAGGGGAGCCGUGGCCCGGCCGCAGCGGCGUAGCGAGCAACAGAAUGUCCGAAGGAGACAGCGUUGGAGAUUCUGUUCAUGGGAAGCCUUCUGUGGUGUUUAGAUUUUUCACAAGACUCGGACAGAUUUACCAGUCCUGGUUAGACAAAUCUACUCCUUAUACAGCUGUACGAUGGGUUGUAACUUUGGGACUAAGUUUCAUCUACAUGAUUAGAGUUUAUCUAUUACAGGGUUGGUACAUCGUGACGUACGCCUUGGGAAUCUACCACCUCAAUCUUUUCAUAGCUUUCCUUUCGCCAAAGGUAGAUCCCUCCUUAAUGGAAGACUCAGAUGAAGGGCCUUCUUUACCAACAAAACAAAAUGAGGAAUUCCGUCCUUUCAUCCGAAGGCUUCCAGAAUUUAAAUUUUGGCACUCUGCCACUAAGGGCAUUCUUGUUGCUAUGAUCUGUACGUUUUUUGACGCUUUCAAUGUCCCAGUGUUCUGGCCGAUCCUUGUGAUGUACUUUGUCAUGCUUUUCUGUAUCACCAUGAAGAGGCAAAUAAAGCAUAUGAUAAAAUACAGGUAUAUACCAUUCACACAUGGGAAGAGGAAAUACAAAGGGAAGGAAGACAUGGGGAAGACAUUUGCUAGUUAGAAUCUGAACUGACCCUGUCGCCACAUAAUCCGAGAAGAACCGUUUUGAGCCAUUGUAACAAUGCCUUUUUUCUUCAUAUAAAGUAGUUGAUUACGAGGGAGUCGAAAUUUUCUUUGUAAAAAGGAUCUUCAAUUAUUUGUAACUGAAAUGCCAGAGAGGUUCUUGAAGACGCUGGCAUUUAAACCAAAUUGCAUCGAGUUCAUUUUUCGGUCAUGUCACGUGUUUCACUCUGAAGGGAUUCUGGUAGACUGCGACAGUGGGUGAACAGUCUUAUGUUAAGGUGACAUUUCUCCGUCACCAUCACAAUCCGUUUGCAUGGCCCUCGAGUGCUUCAAGUGUGAGUGGGGAAGGAGGGAGGGAAGCAUGCUGGGAGCUGCUUUUUGCUUUCCUUCAUGGUACUCAUGAGGAUGUCUCUUAAGGCCUCCCUCAGAUGCAGUCGACGACCUUCAGCUGUCUGGGCACAUGCAUGAUAUUUGGGGGCCAUAAUCAAGUCAUUGAAUAUAGAUCUGAUGAUAAAUUGAAUGCUGCCUUUUUCCUAAAGAACUUAACAUUUUAAAGGUGAUUUUCCAGUAACUGUGUAUGGGGAUCUAAUGCCAGUUUCUUAAUUGCAUCUUACUAGAGAUGUUUAAAGUUUGGCUCUUUUCAUAAUGACUCAAAACUUUGUUCUUAAUGACCAUGAUUUCUUUUGAGGGCCCUGAAUUAUAAAUAUAUAAAUAUAUAUAUUUUCAUUGUUUGAAA
Messenger RNA from Antechinus flavipes (yellow-footed antechinus), 1480 nucleotides. RefSeq names its product retention in endoplasmic reticulum sorting receptor 1 (gene RER1). The transcript is spliced from 7 exons. Lineage: Eukaryota; Metazoa; Chordata; Mammalia; Dasyuromorphia; Dasyuridae. Gene Ontology annotation, cellular component: Golgi membrane. The record is from RefSeq and is a predicted model, not a curated record. The coding region runs from base 152 to 742 and encodes 196 amino acids. Gene Ontology annotation, biological process: retrograde vesicle-mediated transport, Golgi to endoplasmic reticulum; protein retention in ER lumen.